This is a messenger RNA of Symbiodinium sp. CCMP2592, 1470 nucleotides long. Lineage: Eukaryota; Dinophyceae; Suessiales; Symbiodiniaceae. The record is from the annotation of a GenBank genome assembly.
AUGGGCAUUGAGGUGGCCCUUGAGGUUCUCCCCACGGGGCUGCCCGUUUCGGCAACCCUGGAGCCAGUGGCACCUUGGAGCCCGGGCGAGGUGCCGCAGCUCCCGAAGCUCCUAAGCUUCCGGCAGCUGCUGCGGGAGCAGUACCCCCGGGAGUUGAGGGGCGGUCCUCCAGCGCCCACGGAGGCAGUGGCCGAGUCCGCUGAGGCCAGCCGGCCCCUGAAGCGCAAGCUGGCGCAGCCUGCAGAGGAGGGCCCGAGCCUGUCUGGCAUCGGCCGGCGGGAUCUCCUUGGCGAGGCCAUCCGGAGCAUGGAAAAUCGUCUUGCGCGUCAAGGGCUUCUCGCGGCGCCCGAGUCGAUCCUGUCUUCGAAGCCCUCGAGGCAGCAGAAGGGCGGUGAGUUCUACGAUGUCAACGAUAAUUUCAUCGAUGACGAAGAGCUGGCCGCCGUGAACGCCUACCACACCGAGCAGCAGGAGAAGCAGAAGACAGGCCGGAAGACGCUUUCCGCGACGCGCGCGGAGCUCGAUUUAGCGAGGCCAGCGGCAACGACCACUGAGGAGGAGCAAGCCUUCCUCGCGGGCUUCCGACUCACGGGUGCCGAGGUGUCUGGUACGUCCGAGGAAUCAGACUGGUCGAGCGACAACGAUCAGGUGAUGUACGCGGGCCAGCGCGGCCACGCUUGGCGCCGGGACUCCCGCUCCUGGCCACAGCAGCUCUCCGAGCUGAAGGAGGAGCUCAUGCCUGUGGAUGCUAAGCCGUCCCUCGCGUCGCCCAAAGAAGGUGACACUGGGGAGUUGCCACUCACAGAGGAGGAGUGUCUGAGCAGAAUCAAGGCCGUGCUCACGGAAUUCUGCGAGGCGGUGGACGCCGGAGACCGUGCCAGCGGCCGCCUUGAGCUCUGCGCGCCGGAGAAGCUGGAGGGCGCGCUGGCAGAGGUCUGCCGGAGGCUGCCGCCGCUUCUCCGAAUGCCUCUCAAAGCUGAAGAGCAGGUCCAGGUGGGGUUUGCCGCGGCGGACGGAGCAGCUUUCAAUCGAAGGUUCAAGCGCUUCGCGCUGAAAAACCUCGAGCCGAAGUUGCCGCAGCUGCGAAAAACUUGGGAAAUGACUGCCGGCGAGGACCAGGUGGACCCGUUCGCAUGGUCUUCGGCGGAAGAGUAUGCAUGGUGCUGUUACUGCUGGAGGCUCCUGGCUUCCAUGUCUCCCAGGCUACGAAGAUCGCACUUCACGAGGCGAUGGUUGAGUGCCGCGCGCCAGCCUCAACAGGAGGCUGUGGAGCUGGUUCAAAACGAGCUGGCGGUGCGAGUGCGGAAAGCCAUCAGCGCGCACGAAAGCGCGAGCACGGAGAAGUCGAAAGACCCCUCAGUCUGGACGUCUUCGGCGCUGAGAAAGGGUGCGUUGACGUGGCCCGCGAUGGCGCUGCAAACCCUCUGGCUGCGAAAUUCCUUGUGGCGGGACACUGCAACAGGGUUUUAA